AUGGAGCUAGAUCAUACGCAAGAGCAAAAGAUCCGCGGCUAUCUCGACAGCUUCAGAGACUGGACUGCAAUCGGCGCUGCAGACUCUCGCGCCAUCAAAGACAGGAACUCGAUUCCGCCACUAAUUCGUGGCGGUGCUGUGGAGUGUGAUCCAUUCAUUGGCCAGCUGGAAUCCAUAAACUUGACUGUCUAUGGCCGACGACUGCGUGUGGAUCUGGAGCUGGCCUCUGGUAUGCGAGCGGAGCACAACAAAAAGCAGUGGAUAGACGUAGCGCUGCGAUACUUGGAGAGAUGCGAAGCUUGCGCGCUCGUGUACAGUGUCGCUGACCGUGACUCUUUCGACAACCUCCAGGAACUGGUUGAAAGAUACUCAGUGGCGCGAGGACCGGAUAAAGGUGGCGAAAAUUUUUCGUGGUGGCAUCGCAGACUCAUCUGCCGGUAG
Messenger RNA from Fulvia fulva, 441 nucleotides. RefSeq lists its product as uncharacterized. The record is from RefSeq and is a predicted model, not a curated record. The coding region runs from base 1 to 441 and encodes 146 amino acids. The transcript has 2 exons. Lineage: Eukaryota; Fungi; Ascomycota; Dothideomycetes; Mycosphaerellales; Mycosphaerellaceae.